GCGAUAAGCAGGAAUAAUAUUUAUGGCAAUAACGACCUCGAAACGUCACAUAAUAACACAGUUUUCUCAUAACAAGUUGAAUAACAUAUUAUACCACAUAAUAUAACAAGACGAUAUCAAGAAAUAUGGAUCAUUUGUGUUGGAUAACUGCUUUUAUUUUGAUUUCAGCUUUUAUAUCGGAGGGAGAAGCAGAGCGCCAUCAUUAUCGAUCUAGGGCUCGCCAUAUUUUGAUUCAAAAUCUUGAGAGCAGCGCAACAACAACCACCAGAAGUCCAACAACAAUAGAAACCACACAAGAACCACCAUCGUCAACCACACGUCCUCCGUCUGAUGAAAAUGACCCGUCGAGCAGAAGGCGUGGCUCUCAACCUCCUGACUCAUACACUGAAGGGGAGUGGGAUCUGAUUCAACAAAGAAUAGGGAAUCCUCCACCAGGCGGCAGCUUCGAUACCGAUCCUGAUCAAGACUCCAGGCCGGAUCAUCAACAAAACAGCCAGGAUUCUCAACCAACUCAACGACCAGAAGGUCAAGGUCAAGUAGGAAAUCAAGAUCCAUUCUUAAACAGAAUGUCUGCCAUGGAUUAUUUGACUCGUAGAGCACACGGCGACAUUUUACACAGUCGAAAUAAUCAGCAAAAUCGCGAAUUCAGUCGGGAAAUGGGAGAGCAGAUGUGCGAAGCUUUUGGAAAACAUUACGUCAGCAUUUCAAUUGGCGGGAAAUGUGUUUAAAGGUCACCUCUACCAUAUCACGUGUUUCUGCUUACCAAGGUUGGAUUAUAGCUCAAGUGUGUCCAAAUCAGUGAUAUUUUAUUAAGCCAUCUUCACAUUGUCAAGUUACAACGAACUUCGCUUAUAACUUGAUACUGUAAAGAUGUACUGGAGCACGACAUUAGCACUUGAAAAGUUUUUCUACACGUAGUCCCUACACUGCACAUUGUCCAGCCUCUGGAGAUGAAGGUUCAAAUAGGCGACAGACUCAACGGGGUGAGUAUAAACUUACUAAGGGUGCAAAUGUACCCCCACUGGCGCUGCCAAUGAAACAUUACCCCCUAUUUGAACCACCAGUCUCGGGAGACUGGCACCGUUACUUACUCUGUAAGUGAGGUAUGUAAAAUAAGUAGGCCUAUAGGCUAAUACAAGACUACCUUAUUGCGAUCCUCCAUUCAUAAUCCUUUCUUGUUAAUAGUUUAGAUGAUCUAUUGGACCAUAUGUGCCUUUGACAUUUGAAUACAAACCAUUAAUGUUUGAUGUUUGUAAUAAAUAAUUUAAUUUUGA
Lottia gigantea (owl limpet) is the source of this 1274-nucleotide messenger RNA. RefSeq lists its product as hypothetical. The coding region runs from base 126 to 728 and encodes 200 amino acids. Lineage: Eukaryota; Metazoa; Mollusca; Gastropoda; Lottiidae. The record is from RefSeq and is a predicted model, not a curated record. The transcript is spliced from 2 exons.